This is a messenger RNA of Eruca vesicaria subsp. sativa (arugula), 519 nucleotides long. Lineage: Eukaryota; Viridiplantae; Streptophyta; Magnoliopsida; Brassicales; Brassicaceae. The record is from the annotation of a GenBank genome assembly.
AUGAUAUCUCUCUUUUUGGCUUUCAGUUUUGUUACUGCAUUGAAGGAUCUAAAACUCUGUGUGAUUAUCUCUCAAACUUAUGACCUUCAUGCUGAUUCAUCUAUAUUCUCGGCACUGAAGAAGAGAUGCAGCUUGGUCUCAGUAAUGGCUGAUGUGGACCGGAUGCUUAGAGCACAAGGAACAUUUAUAGUAAGAGAUGACAUAGAAACAAAAGGAGAAAUUGAUAAUAUGAUGGAAUCACUAAUGGAAUGUAAGAAUGACACAUUCCCAAGAUGGAAAAGGAGUGAUCUCUGUUCAGGAGUCAAGGUGGUGUCUUACAUGGGUUGAGACCAUUACAUCGGAGAUAGCAAGUGAAAGAGAAUUGGUUUAAUAUAGUUUUAUGAGUAAUGUUUCUUUUGUGAUCAUGGUGAUUAUUUACAUUGUAUUAGGCCAAUAUGUGUAUCUUUUUUUUGCAUUGACAAAAAUUGUAUACAAAGACACUGUCCCAAUAGGGUAAGCUUUGAUAAACUUUUGAUUUGG